GAUGGAUCUAUAGCAGGAUACUUCUGUUUCUCCACCAAAGUUUGAAACAAAAACAUGGAAUUUUAGGUUGUAGAGAUUAUUGGAUGUGUACUUUUUUCGUUUUCAUUGAUUAUUCUGUGAAUCAUCACUUGAUUGAAAUUUUCGGAAUAUUUUGACCUUGGAAUAGUGUGGCACUUGUCUGGAGACAUUGUGAACAGGAUUUUAUUGAGCUCUUCAUGUUGAAGGAUUUUAUUUUAUAACACUUUAAAAGAAAGAAAAGAAUAAUUACUGUUUAAGUGGUGUGUUUUGUGAGUAGCAGAGCACAGGGAUGAGUGGGGCUCCUCAAAUGAAUGGGCCCUCCAGCCCCACAGGAAAAUACAUAGACACAAUAGAUCCAGAUGAUCCCGAGUACCAGAAGUAUUUACGACGUCCCGCUGAAGUGAAAGAGGACAUCAGACAGAUGUCGGACAGAAGUCGAGUUUCGCUGAUCCUCAAUAGUGAGGCAUUUCGCAGAGAACUAGAGGAGAUCGUUGAUGAACAGUUACGACAAGGGAACGCGCCUGCCAGUCUGCUGGCGCUACAACAGAUCUCAAACCUUUUACUGCCUAACCAUAAGUUCUCUCAGGGUGUUCUUGGAUCAGGAACAACCCCAGUAAUUCCAGUGUCAGACAUUAAGGGUACGGAGGCGAUGAGUUACACGAAGCAGGAGAAAGCGCUACGAUGUAAACUUGCCUCCUGUUACAGAUUGGUAGACAAUAAUGGAUGGACACAUAGCAUUUAUAAUCACAUCACAGCCAGAAUUAGUCAAGACCAAGAACAUUUUCUAAUUAACCCAUUUGGUAUGAACUACUCAGAAAUAACAGCAUCAUCGCUGGUGAAGGUUGACAUACGAGGAGAGGUGCUAGACCCCGGAUCGACGACGCUCGGGAUUAAUCAAGCAGGAUUUAAUCUUCACUCGGCAAUACAUCAGUUUCGCCCAGACAUUAAAUGCAUCAUACAUCUUCAUUUACCGUCAGUAGUAGCUGUAUCUGGUAUGAAGUGUGGAUUUUUGCCGCUGUCACAAGAGUCAUUGAUCUGUGGGGAAGUCAGUUACCAUGACUACAAUGGUAUUUUGGUGGACCCAUCAGAACGUGAGACUCUACAGAGAAAUCUAGGACCAAUUAACAAAGUGAUGGUAUUGCGUAACCAUGGUAUUGUAGCAUGUGGAUCUUCGAUAGAAGAGGCGUACCAUUAUGCUUUCAAUGUAGUCAAUGCUUGCAAUUCACAGAUUCAAGCAAUACCCGCAGGUGUAGAUAACUUAAUACUUGUAAGUCAAGAAAUCAAGCAGAAAACAUUCACUACAGCAAACCAGGGUGGUGGGGGAGUAGACUCGUCAGGAAAGAAAUGGAAGAUAGGAGAGUUGGAGUUCGAGGCUCAGAUGAGACUGAUGGACAAUGCUGGUUAUAGAACGGGUUAUUCAUACAAACACCCUAACAUAAAACGCGAGUCAAGAAGAGAAAGGUCAAAUGCCGAAGUUGAAGUUCCACCAGCAUCUAGUUCAUUCACAUACGUAUUUGACGGCGACGUUGAACAUUCUAAAUAUAUGUCACCUAUUAAAGCAGCAAUGGAGAGACAGAAACAGCAACAUAAAGUCGGCUGGUUAAAUUCACCAAAUGUUUACGUUAAACAGGAAAUGGAUGAAAUAGGAACACAAAAUCCUAAGAAAAUAACAAAGAUGGGAAUAGCGAAGUGGGUCAAGGACGAGGCGGAAGAUGGUUCACCAAAGAGAACUAGUACACCAAUUAAAGUUGAAAACCCUAACCAAUUUGCACCACAAGGCUCCGACCCCAAGGAAUUUAAACAGAAACAAAAACAAAUAAAGAAAGAUUAUUACGAGGAGAGGAUUAAUGCUGGACCCCAGUCUAAAAUUCUGGAAGGAAUGACGUGGGAAGAGGCUGAAAAAAUGAAGCAAGCAGAGGCGAACGGCCAUGAUGGAAGCCUGAGUGCUACAGGAGACAGUGUUAUAGUGAUAGGAGCAGCUUCCAAGGGUAUUAUACAGAGAGACCAGCAACAUAAUGUACAGGUUUAUCAUUCACAAUAUGCAGCCAAUCCAUUUGAGACAAUGUCAGAAGAUGAGAUAGAGAGAUACAAAUGGGAAGUUGAACACAGAGAACAGGAUGGUUUAGCCACUGUACAUGAAGAGCAGCUUGAGCCAGGUCCAGAGGGCAAGCUUAUCUCAACAGAAGAGAGGCUCCAGCAAAUACAGCAAAAGGUAGAAGAAUCUGCUCCAACUGUGGAAGUCAGUGAAGAAGGCCACGGAGAAGGAUACAGAGUUAAUGCAAAGAGCAACAAACGUAAUACCCGUGGUUCGGUGGCAUCUAACAGCGAUGCCUCGUCAGCAGCCUCACCUCCAACUUCUCCCACAUCGCCAACAGCCCAAGUGGUUCGCAGGGCGAAACGACCAACGCAAAAUCGACCAAACAGAAAUUCAAGGGAAACAAAUGUGGAUGAAAUUCUUGCAUAUUCGGACAAAAAAUCUGAACAUAGGAAAUCACGAGAAACUUGUAUAGACGAUAUUAUAGCAGAACACGAUUUAUCUGGCGAUUCGAACAUUGACGAUAUAUUACCAGAUCGUAGAUAUUCUCGCAUUUCAAACGUGGAUAGUAUAGAUGAUCGUCAAUCAAAUAUAUCAACUGAAGCCACCAGCCCAGCUGCCGCUCAGUCCAACUUCCAGAGGUCCGAGUCAGCUAGGUAUCCACCCAAAAGUCCAGAACUUAUAGACGAGUUGAAGGCCAAGAACUUUGACAGAUCUAAGUCAGAGCGAAAAGCUAAGAAUAAAAAAGAGAAGGCGAUGAAUGGGGACGAUGAUCAGAUGAGAUCACCGGCCAAGUCAGACACGCUCCGGUCAACUGAUAGCGCUAGCGGUGGAGAAACUCUGGAGGAACGUAGCAGUAAAGAGGGUUCACCAACCAAGGAGCACCCAUCACCAACAAAGGAAAAGAAGAAGAAGAAGAAAUUUAGAAUGCCAUCUUUUUCAAAAACUAAGAAAAAUAAGGAAAGUAAAGAAAGUUCAAUUUGAGUUUAAACUUGUAUAAUCCAGUGCAUAAUGCAGACAACUUAAUAAAGUCGUGAUAGUGAACAUUUAUAUUGUAUAUCUCAUCAAUGAUUGGACAGUCACAGGGUCAGAGGUCAAGAUUCACCAAGAUGAUUGGUCAGCUGCUUCAGACCAAGAAGUCAGAGUUGAAAGGUGAAACCAUGGAAUGAAUUGUCAUGGAGACAGCCAGUCAGAAUUGUUACACAGUCAUUUGGCGAUUUCUCUAGAAUAGAUGUAAUUUCAGAAAAAAAAUAGCGACUGUGGAUUAUGAAUAAAUACAUUGCACCCUGAAAAAAUAUUCCAAAUUGUUUAAAAUAGUCGUCUUGAAAGGUGAUCAGGAGAAAGUGAAACUUUUACCCAGCAUUUUUAAAAUUUGAAAGGAUGCAAAGAUAAUUGACCUUUAAAUAGCUGACUGUUCAAUAAGAUAAUACGUGACUCGUUCAAUUUUUUUUUAAUUUUUGGUAAUUUUUGGGGAUUUCGGACUAUAGCAUGCAAUAGAAGCCUUAAUGUAGGAUUUUUCCUCCUUUUUUUUAUUUUGCUUGCCUACUUGUUCAAUUUAUUUUUACUAUUUUAUCAUCAAGACCAUUUGUGUAAAUUCAUCUAUAUAUCAUAGUUAUGGUAAUUUUAUGUUUAGUUCAUUUGCAUAAUGGAUCUUCCAGGUUGCUUGUAGGCUUAUCAUAACAGUAGAAAUUAUAGAGUAAUGUGCAAUACUGCUCUAUCUGACUGGUAGACUGUGUCUGAUUGUGGUAGACUAUGUCUGAUUGUGGUAGACUGUGUCUGAUUGUGUGGCAGACUGUGUAUGUUGUAGGCUAUCUGACCAUGUCAGACUGUAUAUGAUUGUAACACUAUGUCUGGUCACACAGUCUGAUUCUGGUAGACUUACCUGACUGCAGCAGAUAGAGCAGUUUAGCACCAGUUCUUGAAAUAUUUGUGACUGUAUGGACUUUUUGUAUGCACAUGUGCUUUUUUUAUGAGGAGGACAAUAUAAUAGAAAAGACUAAGAAAUCAUAUUGCAUUUAUUCGGAUGUAUGCAAAGGAAAUGUGCAUUUGUAAAUUGUUCAGAUUUAAACAAGAUGUUAUUGUUUGUGAAAGAUACUCCAGAACAUACAACAAGAUAUGACACAACUGAAACUCACUGCAGUGUGAAAAUAUACAGUCAAACCCGUGGCAACGACACAUUCUGACUUACAAAGAAAUUGAAUUGUGGAUGUUACAAUAUUUGUUUAUAGUGAUCAACAAGCAGUUGCUAUGUAAAUGUUUAUGCUGCUGAAAGUUUUGACUUUUAUUGAAGUAUUUCACACGUGGAGGCCCAAUUAUUAAUUCUCAUUUGUUUUUGAGGCCUUGCUUGUCUGAAAGUUAUAUAAAUGUACAGAAUCAUUCAAAGAUCAAGCCUCAUUUCUUUUUCUUUUUUCGCUUUUUGAUAAAUGAGUCUUCAAUAGAUUUUGAAGUGGCUGGCAUUUGAUGUUUAUUCAUAAUAUGAGAGAUUGGCUAGAGUUGCAGGGUGGAUUGCUUCCCCUGAUUGCUUGCAUCCUUAUAACACAGAUUUAUAUGUUGUCACAGCAAAAAAGGUCAGGAUCUGCCAUUUUAACGUGGCUGGAUUACUAAAGCCAUUUUCACUAAAAUAUUCUUUGAAGUGUGUCAUUAUGCUAGAACUUGGAUGAGUGAAAUUGUUUUUGUAUGUUCUCUAUCAAUACACACAAAGACUUUUUGUACCAUUUCAUUUUAAUAUCUUGCUUCUAGAAAAUAAGAGGUUCGGUCUGUAGAUGACAGGUUGGCUGUAACAGAGUGUAAACGUUUGUAUUUGUGAAGUUAUGUACAAUGGUUAGCACCAUGUAAAUCAGUUAAAUUACUAUAAAACAUGUAGAUAUUGUAAGUUUAUAGUGUCUUAAAUUUUUUAAUUUUAUUGUCUUUUGUUUUUACAAAUAACUGUUGUUAAAGCAUUAUUGUUAAACGUUGCAUAUUUUCUCUGGUGUUUUGCUAGGGUUACUUUAUUCCACAUAAAUGUAGAAAAAUAAACUAUUGUCUCGCAGGUUAAGGUAGCAGAUACUUAUACUGAAAUAAGAUGAUAAAGUAAGUUAGCGGAUACCCAUACAAAUAUGUUUUAUAAAAAUUUGGGAUACAUAUAUGGAACUUACAAGGGGAGAAAUUCAGGAAAUAAACUGUGAUUUUAUAACAUUUAUUAGGGGUAUCUUACUACCUUAACCUGAUAGUGCUUUAAAUAGUGCCUAUGUACAUACAACUUUUUCUGAGUAUAAUGACUACUUAACAUUUACUCUUUUCUGGUUUGUACUAACUAAGAGGGCAGGUGCAUUAUUACAAGAAAUUGAAAUUGUAGAUAAUGUAAAGCCUUUUUAUAUGUAUGUGAGAUAGAAAGUUUUCAUGACCCCUAAACCUCUUACAACAGCGAGGUUGUAGCAUUUACAUUUUAUAACUUUUCAACAGACAUUGUUAACAACCUAGGUUACAGACAGAAAAGUACUUUAGAUGAAAAUAAAAGAUUUUCUUCCUGUAGGUGUGUUUUCAACCCUUGAAAUGUGUGUUGCAAAAUUGGAUUUGGGAUGAGAUAGGAGAGGGGGGAGUGUAGUGGGGAGGGUUAUAAAUAGGCUGUGAUUCUAGAAAUCUUUGUAGUCAUUGUUACAUUUUGUGUUUACAGGGUUUUCUAAAACUCAAAACAAGGCAGAUUGUGUUUUGCUAAACAAAGUACAUGUUUCAUAGUAUAAACCAGUAAAUUUCUGCUGUUAUUGCACAGGAUAGUCAAAACUGAUCUUAUAACAAAAAACAUAGUUCUUAUUGAUCUUACAGGUUAUAGUAAAUUCCCAGUGAUUCACUUUAUACUUCAUAAAUAUAUUUAGGAAUGAGGACACUUGUCUGGUGUUUUGAAUACAAUGCCUCUUCAUAUACAUACAUGUAUGUCCCUAGACACGUUUACAUAAUAAAUAACCAAAUUUUGUCAAGCUAGUGCCAUAAAUUUAAUACCCAUAUUGUACGUUUCAUACACAAUUUAUAGAAAAUACAGCAAAUAUAUGUAUAUUGUGUUUAAAAACAUUUUAUUCGAGAACAAGCAAGCUAAAACAUCAACAUUUCUAGUGUCAGCAGUACUCAAAAUAUGCUUAGUGCCUUUGGUUAAUUACCUCUUAAAAAGGCAUUGCUCAAACAUCCACGGCUUUAGAAUAUGAUGAAAGGUUUCUAUGGUAAGGUAUUUCAUAAUUUCUAGACAAUUGGUAAUAAUUUUUCACGGGAAAGGUAUACAUAUUGAAGCAAAUUACUUGAAUCCUAUUUUUUACAAACGGAUUAGUGUCCUGAUACAAUAUUUUGAACUAGGGCAGUGAUUCUGGUCAACAUUUUCCCCCAACUGUAAUAUAUAUGUAUUCAGAUAUAAAAGGAUAUUUAUGGAGAAUAUAUAUACAUAUACAAUAUAAAUUUUUAAGGCCAUAGCAUUUUACGUCCCAAAGUUACAUAGAGCAUAAGAAUUAUUGUACUUGUGUAAUAUAUAAGUCUUGUUAUCCAGUGUAUGUGUACUUAAAAGUACAUAUAAACUCUUUUAUAAAGUGCAAAGUUAUGAGUCUCAAAUUAGUCAUUUCAUAUAGAAUCGCUGCUUGAAUUGUAUGUUUAUAUAAUUAUUAUGUAAGUGUAGACGUUAUAUGUAAUAUCAGUGUACACGUGUAUGUUCAUUUUUUACGUGUAAGUCAUAAUUAAUUCAUUUUCUUUAUACAAUAUGAUUGGACAUUCUUUAAUCUACAUUAGUUAAUAUAAACAUAUACAAUUGAGUACACAGUUAUUUAUUUAUUACAUUAUUUUAGAGUUGAUAUGUUACCCAAUUUCUUUUUCUUCCCUGACAAUUAUUUAAACUAGGUUUAACUGUUAGUUGGAAAUGUUGCAGUUUUUAGGCAUUACCUUUGCCCCAACAAUGAUAAGAAUUUGCCAUGCACACUACUGAAGCUGAAAAUCAGAGAAGUUGAAUUGAAAACAAGUUCCUAUGUUGUAAAUCUAAAUUUGGAGACCAGUCUCAAAUCUCAUGCAUCUGAUUGGUUGUUUUUUAAUCAAAAUUUGAAAUUGACCAAUGGCAUAACUGCAUUCUUGACUGGUUCCAAACAAUAGAACUUGGGGACCCAUGUCUAGAAGUUGAUUCUCAAUAUUUUUUGUAAUCAGAGCUAACAAGAAAUUUUCACAGAUCAUGAAUUUCGUAUUUUCAGUGUUUAAUGCACUGCAAUUUUGUACAUGAUUUAACACAAACUGUAGGAUUAUUUCAGAAUUGCAAAGACACCCUAUACACUGUCAAUAUAACUGUUGUAUAUUUCACUGUUUCCUUUAUGUACUCUAUUUUCUAUGAACCAUAUGUGUUUCAAGCUUAUAGUAAGCCUAUGUACAUGCUGUGUCCAAUAAAAACAACAAAUUCUCAACAA
Messenger RNA from Mercenaria mercenaria, 7455 nucleotides. RefSeq names its product gamma-adducin-like. Lineage: Eukaryota; Metazoa; Mollusca; Bivalvia; Venerida; Veneridae. Bases 308 to 3037 code for a protein of 909 amino acids. Gene Ontology annotation, molecular function: actin filament binding. Gene Ontology annotation, cellular component: cytoskeleton; plasma membrane; postsynaptic density. The record is from RefSeq and is a predicted model, not a curated record. The transcript has 24 exons.